AUGUUUAUUAUAAAAAGAUUUUGCGACGUUGGCGGCUACUGCUGCCCGGCGGAGUCGGGAGACUUCCUGCCAGAUCCCCCAACCUGCGGAAAAACCCCGGCCGUCCCCCGAAUUAUGAAUGGCAAAGAGGUUCAACUCAACUCGUUGCCCUGGAUGGCCUUGCUUAUUUACCAGAAUCGAAAAACCUUGUGGAGGUACUCGACUACUAUGUGCGCUGGCUCGCUGAUCAACAGCCGAUACGUCCUGACUGCAGCCCACUGCCUAUACCCCGCCGGGGACUACAUCAAGAGUGUGCGCCUGGGCGAGCACGACACCUCCACCAAUCCUGACACCGUCGUACUAAGCAAUGGAGGACGAAAAACCGCUCCCCCAUAUCUGGAAGUCAACGUGGAGGAUGUAGUCCGGCAUCACAACUUUUAUGAGCACGAGAAAAUAUACAUUAAUGACAUCGCCCUGCUGCGACUCGAGCUGCCAGUACGAUAUACAAGGGAAAUCCGACCCAUAUGUCUUCUACCUGACUAUCACUUCGCAAAUAACUACUUUGAAAACUCUAGUUUGCGAAUUGCUGGGUGGGGCGCUUCCCAUAUUCAAUCCAAUAAAGUAUUGCUAUCGGGCAAUGUAAAAGGAUUGAAUCCAUCUGAGUGCCAAAAGUUACACUUCCGCCGAGAUAUUCACAUAUGUGCAGGUGGGCAGGAUGGGACGGACACUUGUAAAGGCGACUCCGGUGGUCCGCUAAUGGCCACCAUGGGAACAAGUUACAAUGAAUUCGUAUAUCUAGCCGGCAUUACCUCCUACGGAUCUUCUGAGUGCGGAUGGCGACCAGGUGCCGAUAUUUCCAACAUAUUUCGAUCGCCCCGCAACCUGGCCAUCGAGGCCACCUUCAUCAACCACAACUUCAGCCAGCAGGUGUUGAAGACUGGCGACCAGGAGGCCAAGUACAAGUUCGAUGAGACCAACCCGUUCAUCAGCGAAGACGAGGACAUUCAAGUAGCCAGCGUGGGCUACCGCUACAAGAAUUGGGAGCUGGGUAGCGAUAUCGUUCUGGUGGCACGUUGCGAGCACGACGGUGUCCUUCAGACGCCUAGCGGUGAGCCUCAGUUCAUGUCAAUCAAGGCGCUCAACGAGUGGGACUCGAAGCUGGCCAACGGAGUGGAAUGGCGUCAAAAGCUGGACACGCAGCGCGGAGCCGUGCUGGCCAAUGAGCUGAGGAACAACGCCUGCAAGCUGGCCAAGUGGACCGUUCAGGCCGUGCUGGCCGGGUCCGAUCAGCUGAAGCUAGGCUACGUUUCCCGUAUCAAUCCGAGGGACCACUCGCGCCAUGUUAUUCUCGGCACGCAGCAGUUCAAGCCGCACGAGUUCGCCACCCAGAUUAACCUGAGCAUGGACAAUGCCUGGGGAGUCCUACGGUGCAUCAUCGAUCUGGUCAUGAAGCAGAAGGACGGCAAAUACCUGAUCAUGAAGGACCCCAACAAGCCGAUCAUUCGUCUGUACGACAUCCCAGACAACACAUUCGACUCCGAUGACUCAGACGAUGGAGAGGGCGACGACGAAGGGUUCCAGCAGGUCUACAACUACGCGCACAACAAAAUUUAGACGCCACGCCCCACUUCAGCAUCCCUUCCAGUUUUGGGUUUGAGCCACAACCCGCUAAUCAUAACCACAACUGAUGUCCUCUGUAGGAAACUGCCCAUUUCUAGGGCUAAACUUAAGCAUUUGUAUUCGUAUGAAAUUCAGCUGUUUCCUAGUAAAACACGGAGGUCGAAAAAAAUGUAA
Molecule: messenger RNA, 1773 nt
Organism: Drosophila rhopaloa
Lineage: Eukaryota; Metazoa; Arthropoda; Insecta; Diptera; Drosophilidae
Product: eukaryotic translation initiation factor 3 subunit D-1-like
Exons: 4
Coding region: 1-1593 (530 amino acids)
Biological process (GO): proteolysis; translational initiation
Cellular component (GO): eukaryotic translation initiation factor 3 complex; cytoplasm
Molecular function (GO): translation initiation factor activity; serine-type endopeptidase activity
Source: RefSeq, a predicted model, not a curated record